UGAUCAGGUACCCACAGCCCACUACUAAUUCCCGCUAACACCAACACUAAACACUGCCACUUUCCUCUACCAGGUACAAGUAGGUAUCCAGGCACGCCAGGUAUUGUACACAGUACACCAGUAAUUACCAAUAGAUACCAGUACUUACUCGUACCCACAUCCAAGUCUUUUCACACAGCCGCGUAUUCCCAGAUACGUUGUACGAGUCCAUCUCCCGACUUGUACUUGUAUGUACAGGUAAUUAUUCAAGCGAAGCGAACUGUUCGAUAUCCUAAGAUCUCGCACCGCAUAACACGAUCGAUACAACAUGAUAAAACAUCGCAUGGUUUCAUAGUACAGCAUGAUCUCGCGAUACAUAGGCGCGGGGAGGAUACAUGCAUAACAACAAGUGAAAAAUGCGACUGAUAGACCGAGAACCUACUGCACCGUCUGUCUCCCUGAGUCCCUUUGCAUCGACAGACGAAAGCAACCAACAAACCCUGCGUGCGUGGCCAGGCGCCCGAUAUAGAAUGGAGAUCAUCUACUUUUGCCCGCCCGACUCCUUGGUGCAUCCUGUCAUCCUCCCCUUUUGGUUCUCCACCCGUACUCGUACCUUGCCCUUUUUCCCACCCUUCCCGGCAAGCAAACCAUCGUUCCAUUCUGCGUGGAUCAUUGAUAAUCACUUGCAAUUGAUAAUACUGUAUCUAGACGGUCAAUCGAGCAACUCUACCUACCCUACCUUCAUGAUCGCUCGUUCUACUGCCACUACUCCGUGCGACAUUGGAGACAGCGUACAACAAAACACACAGCAUGCACCACGAAGAUACCUACAGCAACCUCACAGCAUUCUUGCAUUCCCCAAACGCAGCCGGCGCUCCGGGCUUUCUCUCCCUAUCUUCUGUGUAUCUGCCCUUUGGCCCCCUCUCACCCCUCCAACCCUCCCACCUCCAACCCCCGUCACUGGGAGCAAUGAAGGAGGAAUCCUCGCAAGCGGCGAAUUCUCCAUACCUUCUCCCGCCUCCCACCAGGACCAUUCUUGAAUCCUUUCCCUUCAAACGUGCUGAGUAUGUACGGGAUACGUACCGCAUAGUAAGAGGUAUAGCACCAAUAUUCCAUCGGGAUUCAU
Aaosphaeria arxii CBS 175.79 is the source of this 1105-nucleotide messenger RNA. RefSeq lists its product as uncharacterized. The record is from RefSeq and is a predicted model, not a curated record. The transcript has a single exon. The coding region runs from base 396 to 1019 and encodes 207 amino acids. NCBI's taxonomy places the organism in Eukaryota, Fungi, Ascomycota, Dothideomycetes, Pleosporales.